CCAAUCAGCCUGCCAACGCACGCACGCUGAGUGUGGCACUACUGGGGGGUGCAAACACCGGCAAGUCGACGCUGAUGAAUGCGUUCCUGGAUACCAAGCUGUGCAUGGUUAGUCCCAUCCAGCAAACGACCAUUCAGAGACAACUGGGUGUGCUUACAAAAGGCGAGGUGCAGAUUCGGUUCUACGACACCCCCGGACUGAUCAACAAUCGACAGAAGUCUGCAUGGCACUUGCCACAG
This is a messenger RNA of Sphaeroforma arctica JP610, 239 nucleotides long. Its product is annotated as ferrous iron transporter B. The record is from RefSeq and is a predicted model, not a curated record. Gene Ontology annotation, biological process: ribosomal small subunit assembly. The annotation marks the transcript as partial. NCBI's taxonomy places the organism in Eukaryota, Ichthyosporea, Ichthyophonida. Gene Ontology annotation, molecular function: ribosomal small subunit binding; rRNA binding; GTP binding. The transcript is spliced from 2 exons.